This is a messenger RNA of Erinaceus europaeus (western European hedgehog), 815 nucleotides long. It is a transcript of the gene JOSD2, whose product is annotated as Josephin domain containing 2. NCBI's taxonomy places the organism in Eukaryota, Metazoa, Chordata, Mammalia, Eulipotyphla, Erinaceidae. The record is from RefSeq and is a predicted model, not a curated record. Gene Ontology annotation, biological process: protein deubiquitination. Gene Ontology annotation, molecular function: cysteine-type deubiquitinase activity.
AGUCCGUCCCGCCUGCCCAGUCAGCGCUGGGCCCUCCGCCCGGCAUUCGGAUCCCCGCGCCGCCGCCCAGUGGGAUGCGGGAGCCCCUGUUUCCGGGGAGCAGAAAGGCAGGCGGGGUGAGGGGCGUUGCCAGGCGGCGAGCGAGCGCCGCGGUUGGGGAGCCGAGGACGGCAUGUCCCGGGCCCCGGGGGAGCAGCCGAGCCCGCCGCCCUCCGUGUACCACGAGCGGCAGCGCCUGGAGCUGUGCGCCGUGCACGCGCUCAACAACGUCCUGCAGCAGCGGCUCUUCAGCCAGGAGGCGGCCGACGACAUCUGCAAGAGGCUGGCGCCAGACUCCCGGCUGAACCCCCAUCGCAGCCUCCUGGGCACCGGCAACUACGACGUCAACGUGAUCAUGGCCGCCCUGCAGGGGCUGGGCCUGGCCGCCGUGUGGUGGGACCGCAGGAGGCCGCUGUCCCAGCUGGCGCUGCCGCAGGUGCUGGGGCUCAUCCUCAACCUGCCGUCGCCCGUGUCGCUGGGGCUGCUGGCGCUGCCGCUGCGGCGCCGACACUGGGUGGCGCUGCGCCAGGUGGGCGGCGUCUACUACAACCUGGACUCCAAGCUGCGGGCGCCCGAGGCGCUGGGGGACGAGGCCGGCGUCAGGGCCUUCCUGGCGGGCGCGCUGGCCCGGGGCCUGUGCGAGGUGCUGCUGGUGGUGACCAAGGAGGUGGAGGACUCGGGCUCCUGGCUGCAGGCCGCGUGACAGACACACAGACAGAGACAGAGACCCGGCCAACACCAGCGCCGCUGCUGCCUCAAUAAAGCUGCCAACCCGC